Neocloeon triangulifer is the source of this 882-nucleotide messenger RNA. RefSeq lists its product as uncharacterized. The transcript is spliced from 5 exons. NCBI's taxonomy places the organism in Eukaryota, Metazoa, Arthropoda, Insecta, Ephemeroptera, Baetidae. Bases 74 to 799 code for a protein of 241 amino acids. The record is from RefSeq and is a predicted model, not a curated record.
UCAGGUGGCAGUCAGACGGCCUUUGUUUGUUAGCAGUCGAAGCCUCGAUCUCGUCCGAAAACCGUCAAACAAAAUGGACAUCAACGAAGCCGCAAAAAACUCGACCAGCGUCAGUGGUCAAUCGCAAGCUGAGCUGUUUUACAUCGGAAUCCCCUUGCUGGGUCUGCUUGCGGCCAUUUCCAUUGUGUUUGUGGUGGUCUAUCUUAUGCGGAAAAGGCACCAGUCAACCGGAGACACUGAACUGGGACCUCUGACCGGCGGCAGUCCCGGGCCGUGCAGCCCUCUGCCUUUGGCGCCGAAACCUGCAGCAAGUUCUCAAACUCAACCAUCUAAAGCUAACAAUUCAUCAGACGACGCCAAGUCUAAUGUUAAAGAAAAAGCUACCAGAGAGAUUAAAAAUGCCUUAAUGGCCACCCAGGGGGACUCCUGUUUCAACGAGUCGUUCGACCAGGCAGACUAUUUUUACGAUGCCCUGGAUGGACCAGAUUUGUCUAAAGACAUGAUUGGGUACAACCUCCAAAAGAAAUUUAAGGACGUGGUUUUCAUGAAACAGAAGAAGGAUGUUAUGGUGGCUGGUGUAAGAGAAGUACUGUUGUGGUGUCGAGUGUGCGAAGUCCUGAAAAAUUACAGCGAUUUUUGUCAAUUAUGCAAAAAUGCCAAAGUCGUGUUUGUAUUGAAAUGUCCCCACUUCACCAGAGUUUGUCUCUCGUGUCUAUGUGACCAGCCCUCCUGCCCAAAAGAUGCAUGCACUUGGGAUCACGAAAGCGUCAAAAUCAUGAAAGAUCAAGCUUCCAUGUAAUUCAAAAAAGAAAAUUUUCUAUCAUAUCAAAUUUAAUUAAACUGUUCUUGCAUUAUAAUUUAAGAAUAAAUAAACAUGAAUCA